UAUCGCUCUUCCGAACAUCAAGAGUUAUUCUGGACCUACUCUCUGUGAACUACAUGUCUGCUGAUGAUCUUGAAUACCCGGUUUCUAAAUGAACAAUACCUCCCAUAGUCCACCUGUCUGUGACAAGACAUCCGAUACCCUUCCCCCUCCCUCCAGCCCCAACCCCAUGAAGCAUGUCGAUCUCACAUCAAUACCACCAGCCAAAUGCCCCCGACUCCGACGAUGACCACGAUUCCGACCUUGAACUCGACCUACAUGAGCUGGACCCAGUCUCCUCCUCCGCAGUAGCAUCCUCAAGUGGGAGGUCAAGAGAUGGGCGAGGUAUCGCACAGCAGCUGGGCAGUCAUAUCCCCCUCCGCAACCUGCGAUAUUCACGAUUACGAGGGAACCGCCGCAACACCUCAAGUCAUGACCAUGAUGACUUGAACGGGCUGCUCGAUGAUGAUGAGGAUGCGAGAAAGCGGUACUCCGCUGCGAGCUCCGGUGGAGGGGACGACGAUGCGCCGCUGCUGCCUACACACUUCAGCAGACCCCGUCCGAGACGAUCGGAGGGUUCUCUGGCACGAAUCACAUCUAGGUUGCGGAUACCGAGCUUUAUAACGGGCGCCCAAGCCCCCACGCCGGGCGGGAAUGAAGACGAAGAAGAGGCGGAUGUUGAACAUGAUCCUUCGUCGACACGUACCAUACCUGUCGGUCAGCGACAGUCUACACGAUUCCCUCUGAACGCUGUUUCAAACGCCAAAUAUACCCCCUGGAGCUUCCUACCUCUGACGCUUUAUAACGAGUUUUCGUUCUUCUUCAACAUGUAUUUCCUCCUUGUUGCUCUUUCUCAAGCGAUACCUGCGCUCCGGAUUGGAUAUAUCUCAACCUACAUUGUGCCCUUGGCGUUCGUUCUGAUGAUUUCAAUCGGUAAAGAGGCUAUCGACGAUAUUCAGCGGCGACGGAGAGACGCGGAAGCGAAUUCCGAACCGUAUACCGUCUUGAAAUUUGGGGAUGGCGAGGAAGGACCGGAUGGAAAUUCAAACGUCCGCGAGAUGAAGAAGCCGUCGAGAAGCUUGAAAGUUGGAGAUGUGUUGAAGCUUGGGAAGAACCAACGGGUGCCGGCAGACGUCGUUAUUCUGAAAAGCAUAUCGGCCGACGAUGCCGCAAUUAAAUCCAGCUUGGAUGUAAACGCGAACACCGAGAAUCUGGAAGCGUUGAUAUCUACGGAUUUAGGGGCUGCCCAACCUCAACCGACGGAAAGCGCAGAGGGCAACCCUGGACCUACGGGAGAAGCAUUCAUUCGCACGGAUCAGCUCGAUGGUGAGACGGAUUGGAAGCUGAGAUUGGCCUCUCCGUCGACGCAGAAUAUAUCGAUCGAAGAAUUCAUGAAACUCAAGGUUGUCGCAGGCAAACCAGAUAAGAAAGUCAACGACUUUGUAGGGACAGUGGAACUAGAAGAUUCCGUUAGCGGUACGCAUGAUGAUGCCGAGCAGGCGAACUCGUGGCCGCUGUCCAUCGAUAAUACUGCCUGGGCCAAUACAGUCAUCGCAUCGACAUGCACCCUUUACGCUGUGGUGGUCUAUACCGGAUCACAAACGAGACAGGCUCUCUCGACGUCCACAUCACGGUCGAAAACCGGCCGUUUAGAAUACGAGAUCAACUCCCUCACGAAAAUCCUCUGCCUCCUCACCUUCGCCCUCUCGUUCAUCCUCGUCGCCCUCGAAGGGUUCGAAGCCCGAGAAGACGGCCGGAAAUGGUAUGUCUCCGUCAUGAUAUACCUGAUCCUCUUUUCGACCAUCGUCCCAGUGAACCUCCGCGUAAACGUCGACAUGGCGAAAUCGGUCUAUGCCUGGCAGAUCGAGCACGACAAAGACAUCCCGGACACCGUGGUUCGGACCAGCACGAUCCCCGAGGAUUUGGGGCGGGUCGAAUAUCUGCUGAGCGACAAGACCGGCACGCUCACGCAGAACGAAAUGGAGAUGAAGAAGAUUCAUGUCGGGACCGUGUCGUAUGCCAACGAAGCCAUGGACGAGGUGGCGUCGUACGUUCGCCAAACCUUUGCGAACAGCCCGGAGGAGAGAUCGUCGCUCCUUACUCCAUCUUCCGCAAACGUCGUUUCCACCUCGGCCACGCGAACGCGACGAGAAAUCGGCGCACGCGUUCGCGAUAUCGUUCUCACUUUGGCGCUCUGUCACAAUGUGACACCGACCAUCGAGGACGAGGAUGGCACGUCAGUCACGACAUACCAAGCCUCGUCUCCGGAUGAGAUCGCCAUCGUCAAGUGGGCGGAAACCGUGGGACUGCGACUGCUCCAUCGAGACCGGGUAUCCAUCUCCUUGCAAUCCACGGAGACCGGUCGUGUCGUUGUCCGUGUCCGGAUCCUGAACAUCUUUCCUUUCACAUCCGAAGGGAAGCGAAUGGGCAUCCUCGUUCAGUUUUCGAAGACAAGCACUGCCCUCCCGACAGAAGUCGACGAGGAUUCUGAGAUCUGGUUCUAUCAGAAGGGCGCCGACACAGUCAUGGCCAAUAUCGUUGCUUCUAACGACUGGUUGGAAGAAGAGACCUCGAACAUGGCGCGGGAAGGACUUCGCACCCUCGUCGUAGGGCGCAAACAACUGUCACCUGCUCUAUACCGAGAAUUCACCCGCGUCUAUGCCGAAGCCAGUCUGUCGCUGCAAGGACGUGAUGCCAACAUGGCAUCGGCGGUUGAAUCAUACCUUGAGCACGACCUCGAGCUUCUGGGGGUUACCGGCGUGGAAGACAAGCUGCAGAAAGACGUCAAGCCCAGCCUGGAGCUUCUUCGCAACGCUGGAGUCAAGGUCUGGAUGCUCACCGGCGACAAAGUUGAGACGGCGCGCUGCGUUGCCAUCAGCUCCAAGCUCGUCGCGCGAGGCCAACACAUUCAUACCAUCGCGAAACUCAAACGCAAAGACGCCGCCCUCCCUACACUCGACCUCCUCCACACCCACCCCUCCACCUGCCUCCUCAUCGACGGCGACUCCCUCUCCAUCAUGCUCACCCACCACCGCGCCACCUUUAUUCCCAUCGCCAUCCGCCUCCCCACCGUCAUCGCCUGCCGCUGUACCCCUACCCAAAAAGCCGACCUCGCGCGCCUCAUCCGCACGCACACCGGCGCCCGCGUCGCCUGCAUCGGCGACGGCGGCAACGACGUCAGCAUGAUCCUCGCCGCCGAUGUGGGGAUCGGCAUCGUCGGCAAGGAAGGGCGCCAGGCGUCGUUGGCUGCGGACUUCUCGGUGCCGCAAUUCCAUUACGUGACGCGCCUGCUGGUGUGGCACGGGCGGAACAGCUACAAACGGAGCGCGAAGCUCGCGCUGUUCGUCAUGCAUCGGGGGCUGAUCUUUGCGGUGUGCCAGACGGUGUUCUCGGUGGCGUCGGCGUUCGAGCCGAUCGCGCUGUUUAAGGAUUGGUUGCUGGUGGGAUACGCGACGGUGUACACGAUGGUGCCGGUGUUCAGCCUCGUGCUGGACCGCGACGUGGACGAGGGGGUGGCGAACCUGUAUCCGGAGCUGUACAAGGAGCUGACCAGCGGGCGCAGCCUGUCGUACCGCACGUUCGGCGUGUGGGUGCUGGUCAGCGUGUAUCAGGGGUGCAUCAUCCAGGGGGUGACGCAGCUACUGGUGGGCAUCGACAACUUCCCGCGCAUGGUGGCCGUCUCGUACACAGCGCUUGUGCUGAACGAGCUGCUGAUGAUCGCCGCCGAGGUCACCACGUGGCAUUGGGCCAUGAUCGUGUCGCUGCUCGCCACCGCCGGGUUGUUCUUCGGGAGCUUCCCGUUCCUCGGGGAGUAUUUCGAUUUGAAAUAUGUCAUUUCUGUUGCGUUCGUGUGGAAGGUCGUGGUUGCAGUCGCGUUGGCGUUGGUGCCGCCGUACGCCGGGAAGAUUUUGAAUCGUACGUUACGGCCGCCGAAUUAUAGAAAGGUGCAGGCGGUGUAAGGGUCUAGCAAGCGUUUUUGGGGGGAUACGGCGUUCGGGGUGGAUUCGUCGUGGACUUGGGUUGCAUUGUGAGAAGCCUGGUGGCCGCUGUUCUGUACCAGCAGCUAUUGACUUGUUGCAUCAAUUUUGUAGAUGAGGCAUUCAAUACCUUUUGAUGAACGUUGAUCGAGGUUCAUACAUUCCGUACUAUAGCUGCUUUCAAUGACUAGUGCCAUAGUAUAUGAUGCGAUCAGAAGUCAGCAAUUUAACG
Eremomyces bilateralis CBS 781.70 is the source of this 4185-nucleotide messenger RNA. RefSeq names its product phospholipid-translocating P-type ATPase-like protein. Bases 174 to 3935 code for a protein of 1253 amino acids. The transcript is spliced from 2 exons. Gene Ontology annotation, cellular component: endosome; plasma membrane; trans-Golgi network. Lineage: Eukaryota; Fungi; Ascomycota; Dothideomycetes; Eremomycetales; Eremomycetaceae. Gene Ontology annotation, molecular function: ATP hydrolysis activity; magnesium ion binding; ATPase-coupled intramembrane lipid carrier activity. Gene Ontology annotation, biological process: retrograde vesicle-mediated transport, Golgi to endoplasmic reticulum; endocytosis; phospholipid translocation. The record is from RefSeq and is a predicted model, not a curated record.